Oryzias melastigma (Indian medaka) is the source of this 4560-nucleotide messenger RNA. It is a transcript of the gene mical2a, whose product is annotated as microtubule associated monooxygenase, calponin and LIM domain containing 2a. The transcript has 22 exons. Gene Ontology annotation, molecular function: protein binding; FAD binding. The coding region runs from base 328 to 3621 and encodes 1097 amino acids. The record is from RefSeq and is a predicted model, not a curated record. Lineage: Eukaryota; Metazoa; Chordata; Actinopteri; Beloniformes; Adrianichthyidae.
ACUCAGGCAGAGCCGCCGCGUGCCCCGUGGUGUGAGUAGUUGUGUUUACGUCGACGGUGGGCUGUCGCGCGGGCUGUCUCGCGGGCGGUGGCAGCACUUCUGGGGUGUCUUUGUAGCGCCGCCCACUGACAGAACAAACUGACUGAAGAGGAGGACGAACUCACCGUCCCAGAAGACCUUUUCAUUUUUUUUAACUACACACCGACACCUGACAGGAGACUGGGCAUGACGGUGCGAGCCAAGCAGAGGGUGUAGCCACAUCUGGCAGAAAGGGCUGAAGCGAGCAGGAGCCUCUGCACACCAGACCAUCGCGCCGCAGCGAGGACGAUGGGGAAGCCGGAGGAGGAGAAUGUGGCGAAGCUGUUCGAGAACUUCAUUCAGGCCUCGACCUGCAAAGGAGCUCUCCAGGCUUUUAACGUCCUCUGCAGACGCCUGGACCUCGACCCUGCAGACCAUGACACUUUCUACAGCAGCCUGAAGGCGAAGGUCUCCUGCUGGAAGGCCAAUGCACUUUGGAGCAAGUUGGACAAGAGGAUGUCCCAUAAGGAGUACAAGAAGGGUCAAGCCUGUGUGAACACCAAGUGCCUCAUCAUCGGAGGAGGUCCAUGUGGCUUACGGACCGCCAUUGAGUUGGCGUUAAUGGGUGCCAAAGUUGUGGUGCUGGAGAAGAGGGACUCCUUCUCCAGAAACAACGUGCUUCAUCUUUGGCCCUUUACUAUUCAUGACCUGAGGGGCCUCGGGGCCAAGAAGUUUCACGGGAAAUUCUGUGCUGGAGCCAUAGACCACAUCAGCAUUCAGCAGCUGCAACUGAUUCUUCUGAAAGUUGCCCUCAUCGUUGCAGUUGAAUUUCACAUCAAUGUGGAAUUUGUCAAACUGUUGGAACCACCAGAAGAUCAGACGAAUGAAGGCGUUGGGUGGAGAGCUGCAAUUCGACCUGCUGAUCACCCCGUGGCUAACUUUGACUUUGAUGUUGUGGUCGGGGCCGACGGGCGCAAAAAUUCACUGGAAGGUUUCAAAAGGAAAGUGCUCAGAGGAAAACUGGCAAUUGCCAUUACAGCAAACUUCAUCAACAAUAACACCACCGCAGAAGCCAGAGUGGAGGAGAUCAGCGGCGUGGCUUUUAUCUUCAACCAGAAGUUUUUUCUUGAUCUUAAAGAGAAGACAGGUAUCGAUCUGGAGAACAUUGUGUACUAUAAGGACAACACACAUUACUUUGUCAUGACUGCCAAGAAACAAAGCCUGCUGGAGAAGGGAGUUCUCAUAAAUGAUUAUGUUGAGACUGAGAUGCUGCUCAGCAGUCAAAACGUCAACCAGGAGGCUCUUCUGAGCUACGCCACAGAGGCUGCUGAUUUUGGCACCCACUACCAGCUUCCUACGCUCAAGUUCGCCGAGAACCACUGUGGGCAGCCGGACGUAGCAAUGUUUGACUUCACAAACAUGUAUGCCUCUGAGAACGCUGCUCUGGUCAGGGAAAGACACGGACACCAGCUGCUGGUGGCUCUUGUUGGCGACAGUCUACUUGAGCCCUUUUGGCCAAUGGGAACAGGGUGUGCUCGCGGCUUCCUGAGUGGAUUUGAUACAGCCUGGAUGGUAAAGAGCUGGGCUGAGGGCCGAUCAGUUCUGGAAGUUUUAGCAGAAAGGGAAAGUAUUUAUCGAUUGCUCCCCCAAACAACUCCGGAAAACAUUGCAAAAAACUUUGACCUUUACACCAUAGAUCCCAGUAGUCGAUACAUCAACCUAAAUUCUACAUGUGUACGGCCUAAUCAGGUGCACCACCUGUACAUCACUGGAGAGCUCUAUCACUGCUCUUUGGAGCGGGCGGUCACCAUACGACGGCCUAUUAAUCAGAAAAAAGAUUGGGAGAUCAGACCAUCCAGACUUCUUACCUGGUGCAAGAAGCAGACGGAGUGUUACAGGAGUGUGUCCAUCAAGGACCUCUCAUCGUCCUGGGAAAGCGGCCUCGCCCUCUGUGCUCUCAUCCACAGAUUUAAGCCACAGCUGAUAGAUUUUGACUCACUAAAUGAGGAGGAUCACAGGGCAAACCUGCAGCUAGCGCUUGACAUCAGCGAACAGGAGUUUGGGAUCCAGCCGUUCACGUCUACGGAGGAGCAGAGCACCAAUGAGGAGUUGGAUAAGUCGAGGGUAACCGCGUUCUUAUCCAAGUUCUACGAGCUGUUUCGUGGAUCACCUCUACCUGCUUCAGAGACCAGAAGUCUGGAUGAAAACAAAGAAUUCAAUCCCUCAAAGGAAGUCAGGUGUGAUGACGAUGCAUCCAGUUUUCUCUCUCACAGAAAACGCAUACCAAAGGAUGAAAAGAAGACUGACAGUACAAACUUCAUUUACAAAAGGAGGCGGACGCUCUGUCCUAAGGAGGUCACCAAUUUAUCUGAUAACACUUAUGUUCAAGACAAGCAGAACUUAAAAGAAAACAAAGUGGGAACACUUUCUACUCAGUUGCUGGCUAAGUUUGAGAGUAAGAGCAGCUACAGCGUCCCCAAAACGCAGUUGGAUCUCUGUGAGAAGUUCUUGCUGUUCUCUGAUCAUGACUUCUUUGAGAGUCUUCCUGUUAAAACCAGGCCUCCGGUCCCUCCUAAGCCCUCAUCCGUGACACAGUUUGAAAUCAGUCUCAGAAAAGCAGCUGAACAGUUAGUUUCCCCAAAGGCUCCGCCCAAACCUGGCCUGCACCCCCGGCAUCCAUUUACAGACCUGAAGCUCAGACACGUUGAUCAGGCUUUUACAGAGAUGAAGCCUCAGCCCGAGACUCCAGAGCCCCCCGCUCCUGUCCCAUCCCUCCAUUCAGGAAUCUGUUUCAUGAGAAGAAUCCUCCACCGCCUCCGGGAGGUGGAUGAACAUGUCUCUGAGAAAAGAGCUCAGACACAAAAGGUUAGAGAGUUUCACUCAAAGAGCAUAAAGGAGAAAGCUGUUCAUCUUAGAGGACUUUUCUCAGAGGACAGUUGUGAUGUACUAAAGGGAGCUUCAGUACGGAGAGUAUUUUCUCAAUCGGCUGAAAAAUGUCACUCCUGCGAAAAGCGUGUUUACAUGAUCGAGAGGGUCCGCGCCGAGGGACUGUGCUUCCACAGGGAGUGUUUUCGCUGUUCCAUCUGCAGCUCGGCUCUGCCCCAGGGAUUGCAUGUGUUCAACCCUGACGAUGGGAAAUUAUACUGCAAGCUUCACUUUGAUCAGCAAAACAAUGGAGCACACCUAAAAAGGACGUUCUCUCUCCCUUCUAAUCAGUUUGGAGGUGAGGAGCGAAGCGGCGCUGCUGAAGAAGAAUCGGCGUGCAGCAGCACGGCGGACCUGCAGAGUCGACCUGCAGCAGGUACCUGCAGCUUGUUCACCAGGAAACAGCUGAGCUGGCCUUUGAGUGUGACCCGCGCGGUGUGCAGAGCCCCCUCGUAUCUGUCCUGCUGCGUGCGCAGAGCAGCACAGGCCGUCGCUGGCCACCUGAGGGACAAUGCCAAUGACUACAUGGUGCUGUUUGAGCUGCUGAGCUUGAGCCUGCCCCUGCUGUUCGUUCUACAAGAGGUACUGCUGCAGAUGCACACAGAGGCCGUGACGGAUGGGCCCAGCUUUUUACAGCCGGCUCUGUUUUGGCUGCAGGAGCAGGUCGGGCUGAUUUAAUGUGCUGCUGUUAAAAUCCAAAUCUAAAUAUUAGUCCGGUUUACUGCCAUCUUUAAGAGGGCUAAAUCAACUUUUUGAUGAUGUGGAUAAAAUGCUCGCCUGUCCGCUUGUUGGAUGUAACUUUAAAAAUGAACAGAAAAACAAUUUCCACCUCACUUAUCCACACGUUAAUGAACACAUCAGUCACAAUGUAGAGUUUACCAAAGAAGUCUUUCACUGACUGCAAAUUAAACUGCCAAACUAAUUCAUUUCAAAGUGCUGCUUCACACUUGGAAUCCUUUUUAAUUUAACUUAAAAGAGUUUACAUCUUUUAUUUUUUAUCUUUUUUUUUUACCAUCGAUGGCCACAUUUAAUAGUUUUGUGCUGGAUUUUGCGUAAAAGCUGGACAGUGAUUUUAGCUCAUUAAAAACGUUAAAGAACAAACACCCAACAGUCCAAUAAUAAAUUCAAACUGCUGAGAAGUCUCAUCUUGGGUUGCUGUGUGUUUCUUCUAAAACUGCCAUAGCAUGCUGUAACAAUGCUUUAUUUUGAAAUGGCUAAAUGAUGCACUUUGUAUGCUUUUCCUUACAAAGCAGUGAACUCUGGCAUCGGACAAAAACUCUGUUUAAGAGGCCAGAUGUUUUCUUUAUUUUUUUGCAAAUGUGACUCUUCUGUAUGUUUUUAUGUUUGUUUCUUUUAAAGAUAUGUGAACUAUUUGUUCAUUGUUUUUUGUUAAUCACAGUAUAAAAUGUUUGAAACAUUUUAUCCCUCUUGAAAAACCAAAGAACAUCUGAUCUGAAAGCUGCAGCGUUUAGCUGGAAUGUGCUGCCAUCUACUGUUUAGAAUUCUCUUUUUCUUUUACCUUUAACGACAAUUGCACAAUAUUUCAACCAGAACCCUCUCAUCUUUUUGAAUGUCGCUUUUUUUUCUUAAUAAAAAUGUAUUUUAUGUUUGCAUUAA